UUGUGACGAUAAAAUCCAAGCCGCGUGAAACUAUUUGAGUAAGAUUGCGCCACUUUAGUCUCAAUAUAAGGAAAUAUUGCGUGAAUAGUUUUACGAGUUUCACGUUAAUUUUGCGCAAUUUUUAUCACUUUUCAGUGUUUAAGUUGUCAAUUAUUUCAUUCAAUUUCAAUUUGUAUUAGGUACCGAGUGCGUGCACCGAAUCCGGAAUUGGCCGUCUCCCCUCCACGGCGUGCUAGCAGUGCCCAGACAAGCGGUGCCCCGCGGUGCUCUGCACUGUGUACCGAAAAGAGGCUGAUGUGCUGAAACACGUGCUGCUACGCUGCCCGGCCCUCGCUGACGCCUGCUAACGCUGACGCCUGCUAGCCUCGAACACACCGCUCCGCAGAUUUCUGUGGCCAGGAAACUUCCGACCUUUUCACGUGUUUACAUGUUGGCGGCCGCCGGUGCCAGCGCCACUGUGCUGCAGCUGCCGUCGCUGCGAGCCGAUCCGCCGGAGGAAGCCGUGCCCCGGGGCAGAGAGAUGGGUGACGCCGCCGAGUUUCGCCACGAGCCGGCGCAGGGCGCCGACCAGAAGGCGCUCAGCCUGGCCUACCGGGAUCUGCGCGACGUAUCAAAUUACGUGGCCGACCAGCAUGGCGCCACCAUCAAUUACCUGGACCUCAGUCACAACAAGAUCAGUAAUCUGCAGUUUCUGGUGCGGUUCGAGCGCCUGGCCACACUGGUACUGGACCACAACCGUCUGAUUUCGCAUAGCCUGCCGCCUCCAAUGCCGCAUCUCACCACGCUCUGGAUCAACCACAACAAGAUCAAGGAUCUACAGCCGUUCCUGCGGGCGCUGCGCUACAACUGCCCGAACAUCCGGCACCUGAGUAUGAUCGGCAACCCGAGCGUACCGUCGCUGGUGGGCGGAUCGUCGCGGGGUGACCUCUAUCGGUACAGGAUCAUGGUGCUGACGUACUUCCCGCGGCUGGCCAGCCUGGACCAGCAGCGCGUCGAGGCCUGGGAGCGACCCGACUCGGACACGCUGUGGGCCAAGGUCACCUCCCCGGAAAACUGGCGCGAGGUGCAGCGGAAGGUAUCCGUGACCGCCUCGGACGUGGCGGACAAGGUCUCCAGCACCGUCGGCCAGGGCUUCGACCGGGUGGCCACUUGGUGGGAGUCGCAGCGGACCGAGCGCGACACGCGGCAGCACGUGCCGCGAAACGUGAUGGUGUGAGACGGGACGUGAUUCAGCGGACGUCGUCUGAAACGGCAUGUGACCGAGCGCCCUAGGCCUGAGACAUCCCGAGGCAGCCCUCCCAUGCGAGGCUCCCUGCAGCCGAGUACCACGACUAAGCUGCUUCUAUCAGGCUGAGACUCCUGCCGGCAUCUGAUCGAGAUGUUCUCCCUCCGUCCCGAAUGACUCUCGUCCAGUCAGAGUGAAUUACGGACGUUGCCAGUGUCCGUUUCGACCGGCCUGCGCCACGACGAAGGCUGUACAAAAGCGCGCCUUCGUAAUGUGUUACGAGCGUAUGUCAAUGCGGAGUUGGAAACUCCUUAAAGCAAGCAGCUCUUGCAGUCUGAUGUGCUGUCGUGCGUGAAGGUCUGACAAAGGACCCCCGUGGAUCAAAUGGUGGAUAAAUGGGUAUAUCUCGUGCGUCAGUGCGUGCCUUGAAUCCGUGCUGCCAUCUGUGCUGUGUGAUGUCUUGAUCUUGAUAUAUCUUAGCCGAGAACCUAUUGUCCCAUAUUGAGCGUGUGUAAUCUAAUUGCAAUAUCUGUAUGUCAGUCAUGUAUAUUUGCCUCCUAGCGCUUAUGGUGUAUUUUAUAUCCCCUGAAGUACUUACUGGUGUCAUAUCCUUGCAUGCUAACAUUAGUGUAUAGGCUCGCAUUUCAUCCCAGUUUAUCUAUUGAGUAGUGUAUUGUGAUUGUGUAUGUGAUGGGCUGAACUGGUCUAAGUCCGAUAGUAGUCCGUGUCAGAGUAGCUAGUUAUCAUAUAUAUCGAGUAUGGCAGUGCCUUUUGCGUACUAACAAUCAGCUACUGCGUCUUCCACAUUCCAGUCAGCCAGUGAUCAUGUUUAUCCCGUCGGCCGUUCACAAUACAAACAUAAUAACAACA
Molecule: messenger RNA, 2095 nt
Organism: Amphibalanus amphitrite
Lineage: Eukaryota; Metazoa; Arthropoda; Thecostraca; Balanomorpha; Balanidae
Product: leucine-rich melanocyte differentiation-associated protein-like
Exons: 7
Coding region: 428-1216 (262 amino acids)
Molecular function (GO): protein binding
Source: RefSeq, a predicted model, not a curated record